CAAAGUAUGCCCACCUUGCAUGCAUACACCUCGACGCAAAGCGGCGGACAUUUUGAGAAGGAGGCUUUAUUUUCGUUUCAGGAAAAAUAAUGCCAAAAAAAGGGACAAAUAAGCGCGUUUCGGUACGAUGUAAACGGUGUUGCACGAACUUCACGAAAAGCGGAACGAACCCGUAACAAGGUGCAUAUUGCAGGUGCGGUAAAUAUUCUGUGAUAAACGAACGCGCGACGUCGGAAGGAAAGCAGAAAGACAUCCAAGCAAGCUCACACAUCCCUCAUCGCACGCCUGUGGAUCUCCUUGAACAAUACGCUACGCAAGCAGCAAGUGUAGUGCAGAUACCUGGUGUGCUUUUAUCCUGUCGGUCGUGUCCUGUCUGCCGGAAAGAUUGGAGACGUUCGGUGCAUUUACGAAGCAGGUGUGUGAAUGAUGUGUUUGUUAGUCGUGUGGCCCUCCCGUGUACGGUGUUAUUAGUGGUCAAGCAACAAGGAGUGCGGGUGUUCGGAAGAAGGAAAGGGAAAGCAAUUGCAUCCAAUGCUGUGUACGUGCCGCGGUCGAUCAGAACCAUCGGAAGCUCCCGGCCAGGAUUACGCUGUAUUGAUUGCGAAGCAGUGAUUGUGACCGCAAAGAAGACUUCGAAUGAACCCGGCGGCCACGCACUACGUGCGCGAUGAACAAAGAUGCAUAGAUGUUAUUUGCAUCCAACAAGGAGAAACGCUAAUUUCAUCAAUCGAAGAUCACACGAUCCCUAUCGCCAAUCGCUGUAAUCCUUCGAAACACAGCUCCAACCACAAUCCCUAGUAAUGGAUCCCGUUGGGCCAUGGUCGUAUUCGUACAAUCGAAUACCGGGCACAGCCAGUGGGGAGUUCCAUCACCAUCUCGCGACAGCCGCAGCAGCAGCCAGCGGCACGGCCGGACUAACCGUGCAUCAUAAUACGACCGGCACUUCAGUCGGUAUACCAUCGACCACGCCGCAGCUGUUGCUACAAACCGCACACACCACCUCUCUCGGAUCGACGAGCGGUCCGUUUAACCCGCCCGGGUUUCUAUCGCCGGCUAGUGUUGCCGGGUACGAAACCGUCUUUACACCAUUGUUCCAUCAUGCGGCGACCGCCGGAAAUCCGAAGCCCGCUCACUACAGCACGACCAGCGGGGCCAGCGCCGCAGCCGGCAACAGCAGUACAAUAAACACACCACAUCGACAGGUGCUUAUACAGGCACAAACUCCUGGCGCUGCCAUAGCGGCGGCUGCGGCAGCUGCUUCGGCGGCCGCCGGUAAACAGCAUACCGAAAGUCUCCGCGAAAAUUACGCUUCGACGCAAGCAUCGGUAGCAGCAGUAACUGCACAUCAUCAGCAAAAUCUGCUCACCUUCUUUGGGCAGCAGGCAGUCACUUCCCAUAAUGGACCGAGUGCAGCGAGCAGCACCGCCAACACGUGGCAGGGCAACAACAACCAGCUGCCGAGUCCGUUCGGAAUAAUGCCACACGAAAAUGUGGUACCGUCGAGUCCUUCGUCCAACAGUAAUGCAAUAAGCGCGACUGCUGCCUCAACAAAGUACGAGAGCUUCGGCACGCACUACAACAACACGCUGCAUCAUCCACAGCAACAGCAGCAGCAACAGCAGCAGCAACAACAGCAACAGCAGCAGCAGCAGCAUCAACAGCAACUGAUAUCUCUCGCGGGAAAGGUUGCGGCAGCAGCAACACCAGUGACGGGACGAUCUUCCUCGCCGGUGGUGAACAUAGUGACGAAACCGGUCGGACAACCACCACCGAAUAACGCGACAGCAGCUUACUUCACAGCCAGUAGUAGCAGCAGUAGCAGCAGCAGUGCCGCGUACGAGCCAUCGCACCCGUCAAGUGGGUCAUCUUCGGCGUACCAGUCAGCAGCAGCAGCAGCAGCAGCAGCAGCUAACGUCGGUGCAACAAGUAAGUCUUGUGCUCCAUCGAACGAUGGUGGCGUUGGUCGUGAUUCGUCUUCGCUCCUGUCGACUGCAACGGGCGGGUUCGCGUCGGCCGUCUCUUCUCCCCUGCCCUCGUCUUCGUCACAAUCAUCCGCCCUCGGUUCCAUCACUGACAAGGGAAGGCACCCCGUUUCACCCGGUCUUCUGCCGCACCAACAGCAGCAGCAGCAGCAGCAACCACAACAGCAUCCGCAGCAUCAAAUCUUUCAGCAUCAUGCGCUAAAUCAUUUCACAAUGCCACGACCGUCAUCUUCGGAUCACUCGCCACCGACGACGAUACUUCAGUAUGCUGGCGGACAGAGAGUACGUUCGCCCUCGAUCGGAUCGCCAUCCUAUGUGGGUGGUGGUAAAACACCGUCACAAGUGAUUCUUAGUCAGCAGCCACAAUCGUCCCCGAUCAGCUACUCGAUGACGGACAGCAAUCUCCAGUCGAAAAUGGGCUCCAGUCGUCUCAACGGAACUGGCCCGUCUAGCAGUAAUAGCAAUAGCAAUAACAAUAGUAAUAAUAAUAGUAGUAGUGGUAGUGGGAGCAGUAGUAGCAAUACAAACGCGCAGUCUCAGCCACAGUCGCAGCAGCAACCACAGCAAUACCAGCAGAACAGAACCAGUGCCUCACUUAACUAUAGGUCCUCGUCUUCUUCGUCCGCUUCCACCCCUGGUAGCUACGGUGUGUUGCAAUUGGGGGAAUCGGUCGGUGGAGUGGAUGGUACGAGUCAGCAGCAACAACAGCAACAGCAGCAGCAGCAGCAGCAGCAGCAGCAACAGCCAUACCCCCAUCCACACAUGCAUCAUCACGCACCGUAUCAUAUGCUGGCCAUGGCUGCGGCUGCUGCUGCUGCUGCCGCCGCUGCUGUCAGCUCGAGCGCGAAUCCUUCCACCAUCUCCACCGUCAGCUCCUCUUCCCUUUCGCGCGUGCCAUCCUCCUCACCAGCUGCCGGUUCCACCUCAUCCACUUCGUCGGGCGUUUCUUCCGAUUAUUCCUCACCGUCCUCAUGCAAUAGCAAUCCACCGCGGAAGGCUUCUCCCACGAUACAGACUGGGUUCAAUGCGAUUUACGGUGGGAGCGCUUUACAGCAGCAACAAUCGUACCAGCAGCAUCAACCGACCUUCGUUGUGGACCAUUCGAAGGGACACGGUCAGCAGCAGCCACAAAUAGCGUAUCCCUCUGUUAUUACCCGUACCCAACAACCGCUGGCAAUGUCGCAUCAGCAAGUUGCGCAACCACAGCAGCAACCGCAACCAUUGCUGGAAACGCAAUGGCCUCAAUCACCGGCAGAAAGCAAACACGAUCCGAUGGUGAUGGUAAAGAAUCUUCAGCGUCCUACGCUAGAAGAAACGACCAGCGAAUCUUCAAGAACCGUCGUAACAGAAACGAGUAAAGCUACAAAAAGCUCCCGCAGUGGCAAUAGUAGUAGUGGUGUUGCAACCAAAUCCAGACGGAAAAAGACAGACGCAUCGGACAAAGCUGGUCCGAGGGCGAAUGGAUUACAGGACGAGAUUCAUCGAAGCGAUCGCAUUUCCAUCAAGUCGGAACAUGAGCCUGCCGAUGGAUUGGAGCAACGAUGGCACUAUGGAGUGCCCAACGGCGAUGUCGUUUUUUCGGUUCCCACUAGUUCACCUUCGUCGUCCUCCGCAGCCUAUUUUCCAACCUCUCCCCACUCUCAUCAUCAUCACCAUCACCAUCCGCACUAUCCUUACCACCCUCAUCCUUCGCUUCACCCUCUUCCACACCACAGUGGCGUUGUGUCGCAGUCCGAGGGAAGUACGUCCUCCCCAGCUUCUGCCUCCUAUACCACCCUCCUGAACAUACCACAGACCACGACCGCGCGAAGCGAAGACGAACGACAGCGAUGGCCGUCGGCGGCGUCUCAGUCGCAACAGUUGCAGGACAAAGUAGUAGUGCCCAAUAUAGAGGAAGAACUUGGCUUUCUUGCAGAACAAAAUAACGGUAGCGGGAGUCCGCGUACGCAACCGGCAACUAAACCGGCCGCCGAGACGGACAGCGAUGCAGGAUCGGCGGUGGCACCGGUGGCGGCACCGAAAAAGCUCAAUAUUCCCGACAACCUGAACAAGGGCUUUAUGGCGAGCUAUCUGAAGUUUCUGCAGGGCGAACGGGAAGGCUCACCGCCGCCGGUGAUGCGAGCUGGACGCAAAGCGACCUGGUCCAGACCGGUUCCAUCCACUCCUGCGGGACCGGCGAAGAAUAAUGCAACGACGGCGAACACGGCUGCCGGCACGAAGGACACACCGCCGGCCAAAGCGAACGAUGUUAGUAACGGUAUCCCAGCAGAGAGUGAGAACCUAUCCGCUAAUUACAGUAUUCCUGCUCUGCAGACUUCCAAAACGGUGGCCACUCAGCAGCAGCAGCAGCAGCAGGCGACGGCGACGGCGACGGCGACGGCGAACGCAAAUCGGAAGCGAAAGUACAACGUACCACCAUCAGCAUCGCCCGCCGGAAGCAAUCACGAAGCCACCGAUCCGCUGGUUGUGCCGCAACGGCGUGAAAUGUCGAAUCGACGGGCGAAAGCGAAAGCCGCACAGCUGCAGCAAGAAAUCAUCGCAGAAACUUGCCGCACGGCAGCGGGCACUCUGGCAGCGUCCGAUGCGCGUGCAGCUGAUCUGGACGAACUGGCAGAUUUUGCGCACGAUUCCGAUUCCGAUCCGGCCUGGACACCGGACUGCAAUAAGGAUGACGACGACGAGGAGGAAUCGCCGAACGGUAGAAAGAAGUUAAAGAAGCCAAAAAACGUAUUCGGCGGGGAACGGGCGGCCACCAAACAUCAGCAGGCACGUUCGAACAUUCUUUCAGUUGCGGUCGCAGGCGCCGGAAUAGCCGAUUUCGAUUAUGGCAGUGAGGAGGAUGGCCAUACGAACGGCCUGUCUCUAGCUAAUACGAUGGCCUCGGCAACGCCUGUCCAUUCACAGACGACGAUCAUUGGUCUCCAGCAGCAGCAGCAGCAGCAGCAGCAGCAGCAGCAGACCUCAACUACUCCUCAGCCUCAGCUGCAACAAACGACCAUAAUGCAUACGCAAACAAUUUCACAGCAAAGGCCAUCGAAUGACCAGCAUCAACAACAGCUGCAGAUGUACUCUUCGCAACAGCCAACGAUAGCAUCCCAGUAUAACAUACAGCAGCAGCAGCAAUCGUACAACAACACCGGGAGUAACAUAGUCCCCAACACGACCUCCGACACGACGAACUUUCAGGUGGGAGAAUUUGUAGCAGAACGAAGCGAACUAGCACAAGACUAUCCGCCAAUAUGGCGGGUUGAUGGGAAGAUGUUACUGCAAAAGUAUGAACCGUUCGAUGAUCAGAGUGGGAAAAUACUGUACCGCCAUGUUACCACGUACUCUGCGUGGAACGAGGAAUCGAGGAAAAAGUACGUCCGAGUCCCUGUCCAUUUUCGGGUGCACAACCAGCUAGAAUCGAUCGUCGAGUUUGUGCGCAGCGAGCUGCCAGCGAGCGCACUGCGGGCGGAUGCCCUUGCGACGCCCAGCCCGAACCAGCUGCUCGAGAAAUCGAUGGACGAAACGAAAGCGUACCAGGAUGUGUUUGAAGUGUACAUACAGACCCUCAUUUCGCAGGCACUGGAUCCAAACUUUUUGAAGGAAAUCUUCCAGGAGCAGGAUGACUAUUUCCUGUCGCGAGUGAAAUCGAUCGACAGUUUAACGGAGGAUCGGCGACGGCGCCUCGUCCAGAUAACGCCCUGGCCCCGCAACAUACUGAACUCGCUGGCCGUCUUCCCGGCGUACGACAUUAUGACCGAGCUGGGGCAUACGGGCCACGCCCUGCAUCAGCACUGUGUCGCCUGCCAUCAGCCCGGCAUUGCGGUGCGCGUGAUGCUGCAGGGCCAAACGUACAAUACGGCGACACUCGCGUCGACCGGCGGUCCGCCACCCUCCUCCCAUCAGUACGAGAAAAACUUGCAGCUGUGCCGGGAGUGUGCGACACGGUUCGAGCUGUUGCACAAAAUCUGCCACCAGAAGUACAUGAUGUUUGUCGAGUGUGCCAAGCGCGUCAAUCAGCAGAUUGCGAACGAUUCCAGCAAGGCGGCAACGGUUAUACUGAACGAACUGCUCGCCGACGAACAUUGGCUUUCGAUGCUGUUUAAGGAGGUGCGCAGUAUUUGGGCCGAGAUCGAACAUUUGGAGCGACAGUAUCGGCUUCAGGUCGGAGCCACUCAAUAGGUGAGUGACCUUGUUUCUCUCCUUUCGAGUGCACUUAGUCCUUAUCUGGUUGAGCCGCCGCAUUUAAGUCAUCAAACAAGUCUUUUCAAAGCUGUUUCUUUUUGUUUUCGAGGCCUCAAAGGUUCAACAAAUUAUUUCCUAUUGUAUCUUACACUUUUUAUCAUAUAAUAUCGUUGCAUUUUUCGUUCGUACCUUUUUUUAGUUAGAUUUACUUACAACCGUUCUCUCACGAUUAAUUAUAAUUAGAAGAAAUCGCAGCAAAUGUACAACUACAUAAAGAGCCACUCCUGUAAAGUAUAUGACGAACUUUAAAUAUAAAAAGAUAACAUUUUUAAAACAUA
This is a messenger RNA of Anopheles stephensi (Asian malaria mosquito), 6490 nucleotides long. RefSeq names its product AF4/FMR2 family member lilli-like. The record is from RefSeq and is a predicted model, not a curated record. The coding region runs from base 801 to 6149 and encodes 1782 amino acids. NCBI's taxonomy places the organism in Eukaryota, Metazoa, Arthropoda, Insecta, Diptera, Culicidae. Gene Ontology annotation, cellular component: nucleus. The transcript is spliced from 9 exons.